CUAAAAUCAUAUUCCAGCAUCACAACAAAUAGCAAUUAAUUAUUUUAAAUAAAAUAUUCUGCAUAUUUAACAGAUAAUUAUAUAUCUGUAUUAUAAUUUUCUGUCUGUAGGAAAAACCUGGACAAUUUGACGGACUACUUUUGUUAUGGAAGCCCCACAGAAAUUGCAGGUAAUCCUGCUUGGUGCAACUGGGUCUGGAAAAAGUGCUUCAGGAAACAUCAUACUCAAUAAAAAGGUCUUCAAAUCUUACGCAUCUACUCAGUCAGUGACAUUAUCAUACCAGACGGCUUCAGCCACAGUGAAUGGAAUGGAAGUCACAGUUGUGGACACUCCAGGAUGGCACUGCACUAAAAUCUCUGAGGAUGAGGUGGCAUCCCAAAUUAAGACAGCCAUUUUGUCACUUAAUGGACCUUAUGCUUUUCUUUUGGUCUUCCCUAUCGGUUCCUUUACUGCCAAAGAAAUGCUAAUGAUUCCAAAAUUACAUAAAGUCUUAGGAGAACAAUUCAUGAAUCACACCUCAAUUCUGUUCACACACUCUGAUAACCUUGAGUCAAAAUCCUUUAAGCAAUUUCUAGAGGAGGAAACAGGACCAUUGCGGAGCAUUAUUCUCAGCUGUGGGAAUCGAGUGUUCACCUGGAACAACAAAGACAGUUCAUCUGUCAAGAAGAGUCUGAACAAAGUCUUACAAGCUCUGAAAGUAACACAGAUAAAGAGUGACGAUGAAAUGGAUUGUGCCAAUAUUAACAAUCAAGAUGAAAAAAUGAGGAUUAGAAAGCCAGAACAGGGUCAGCACCCAUCUGAUAAAGUGACCGGACCUUCAAAUGCACAAAAGAAGAGGCCCAAGAAAGACAAUACAGAUCCUCAGGACAAAACUACUCAACAGGUCAGAGUUGUUGUUUUGGGAAAGACUGGAUCAGGAAAAACCUCAACCAUCCAGACUCUUUUAGGAAAAGAUGCCAAAACCAAAAGCAGCAAAUCCCCUGUGUAUACAAUCAGCAGGCCUGGGGUUAAUUUAAUGUUGAUUGAUUCUCCUGGAAUUAAAGACGAAACAGAAGUGAACGAUUCAAUCUCUCAGUCUCUUUCACAUGCCACUCCAGGACUGCACGUCAUUAUGAUUGUAAUUAAAGUGGGAGAAAUUACAGCAGAAACCUUUAAAAUGAUAGAUCACAUACACACGUGUCUUGACAAAUCAAGAGCACACACACUGAUCGUUUUCUCUGGAAAGGAUGAUCUGGAAGACAAAGAUAUCGAAGGGUUCAUUAAGGAGAAUACAGAGCUUGACGGCCUUCUAAAAAUGUAUGACAAAAGAUAUCAUGCACUGAAUAACAAGGACAUUGAGGAUCAGACUCAAGUAAAUCAACUGCUGGAGAAGAUUUCUGAUAUAUACCAUAAAAACAAAGGUCAAUUCAUCAAAGAACAUGGGAAACGCCAGGAAAAAGGUAAAUCUAAGUAA
Messenger RNA from Danio rerio (zebrafish), 1453 nucleotides. NCBI's taxonomy places the organism in Eukaryota, Metazoa, Chordata, Actinopteri, Cypriniformes, Danionidae. The record is from RefSeq and is a predicted model, not a curated record.